Solanum verrucosum is the source of this 1075-nucleotide messenger RNA. Its product is annotated as peroxidase 15-like. NCBI's taxonomy places the organism in Eukaryota, Viridiplantae, Streptophyta, Magnoliopsida, Solanales, Solanaceae. The transcript has 4 exons. The record is from RefSeq and is a predicted model, not a curated record. Gene Ontology annotation, molecular function: peroxidase activity; heme binding. Gene Ontology annotation, biological process: hydrogen peroxide catabolic process; response to oxidative stress. Bases 82 to 1062 code for a protein of 326 amino acids.
GUGAAAAAGAAAUUGUCUAGCUAUCUUUCUUCACUUCUUUUCUACCUAAAUAUAAUAAAAAUAAAUACCAAGAAAAAAAAAAUGUCUCCUUAUAUUUUAGCAGUUAUAUGCAUUUUGCUAUCAGCUUGUAGUUUCUAUGAAACAAAUGCUCAAUUAAGUGCUAAUUUUUACUCAAGUACAUGUCCAAAUGUUUCAAGUAUUGUCCAAAAUGUAAUUCAACAAGCUUUACAGUCUGAUGCGCGCAUUGGAGCCAGCCUCAUUCGUCUUCAUUUUCACGAUUGCUUUGUCAACGGAUGUGAUGCUUCACUUUUGUUGGAUAACAACGCUACAACAAAUAUAGUAAGUGAGAAAGAUGCAGCUCCAAAUACAAAUUCCACAAGAGGUUUCGACGUUGUUGACAACAUUAAAACAGCUCUUGAAAGUUCUUGUCCUGGCGUUGUCUCAUGUGCCGAUAUUCUUGCUCUUGCUGCAGAAUCCUCUGUUUCUCAGGCAGGUGGUCCUUCAUGGAAUGUUUUAUUAGGACGAAGAGACAGUAGAACCGCAAACCAAGCAGGAGCUAAUACAUCAAUUCCUUCUCCUACUGAAGGGUUAACCAACAUUACAGCAAAGUUUACUGCUGUUGGCCUUAACAUUACCGAUUUAGUUGCCUUAUCUGGUGCACAUACAUUUGGACGUGCCCAAUGUCGUGUAUUCAGUGCCCGGCUUUACAAUUUCAAUGGCACAGGAAAUCCAGAUCCAAGUUUGAACACAACUUACUUAGCUAACCUUAGGCAAAUAUGUCCUCAAAAUGGCAGUGCAACAGCCUUGGCUAAUCUUGAUCCCACCACGUCUGAUGGUUUCGAUAAUAAUUAUUACACGAAUUUGCAGAACAAUCAAGGGCUUUUGCAAUCAGAUCAAGAGUUAUUUUCAUCAGGAACAACUUUAUCAAUUGUGAACACAUUUAGUAGUAACCAAAAUACAUUUUUUCAGAGCUUUGUUCAGUCUAUGAUUAAUAUGGGAAAUAUUAGUCCGUUAACGGGUACCAAUGGGGAAAUUCACUCAGAUUGUAAAAGAAUCAAUUGAAGCAAAAAGUUUU